Messenger RNA from Scaptodrosophila lebanonensis, 1172 nucleotides. Its product is annotated as cysteine and histidine-rich protein 1-like. The transcript is spliced from 2 exons. The record is from RefSeq and is a predicted model, not a curated record. NCBI's taxonomy places the organism in Eukaryota, Metazoa, Arthropoda, Insecta, Diptera, Drosophilidae. Gene Ontology annotation, molecular function: zinc ion binding. Bases 117 to 1172 code for a protein of 351 amino acids. Gene Ontology annotation, cellular component: nucleus.
AAAUGGAGUAACCCGACAUCAAGCUGAUAUAUUUUUAUGCAAGAAAUCCCCCCGACAUUUUGUAUGAAACGCUUCUGGUUUGGUUAAAAGUCGCAGUAUCAACCACACAAAGCGUUAUGUCGGACUCGGGCGAGCAAACACCCGAACCCGAGCAAUCGGAAGGUCCAUCACAGGAAAGCGAGGAAAGUAGACUGGACUGCCGAUUGCCAAUGCCCGAUAUUGACAGCGAAUUAUACAAUGUGCCCACCCAUUGUUGCAUGACUGUGCUGCGUUGUGUGGUCUGCGAGAUAAUACCCCACUCACCAAUCUAUCAGUGUCAGCAUGGUCAUCUCUUCUGCGCCGGUUGCUACCAAAUACGCGUAAUGGACAAGGCACAGGGCUCCGAGCUGGGCACCUGUCCCAGGUGCCAUGUUCGCAUAUAUCGCCACAAUCCCGCACGCAAUCUGGUGGCAGAGGGCACCAUUUCCGAGAUGCCGGCCCAGUGUUUCUACUGUGGUGCUCAUAUGACGCGUGCUCUCAUCCGGGAGCACGCUCUCUACGAGUGCGAACAGCGCCUGGCAUACUGUAGAUAUAAAUUAAUUGGUUGCCCCUGGAGAAACGCUUAUAGCAAGCUCAAGACUCAUGAGUCUGAGUGCGAGUGGCGCACCAAAACGGGAAUGGAACUGCUGGAAGGACUGCGGGAGCGGCAUCGCUCAUUCGAGUCACAACAUAGCAUGCUGCAAGAGGUUAUGUUGCUGAUGCAGCAGCCACGCAUCUCCAUACGCAUGCUGCACAUAAAGCCCUUCUACAAGCUCAAGUUUCCACGUAAUGAGUAUGUGAACGUGGCCGACUACCGUGUCUUCAAUCUCAGCUGGUCCGUGAUGUUCAUGUGGGAAGUGCCAGAAGAGGGUGACCUAUCGCCCCAUGAUAUGGCGAAGCUAACGACCUCACUCCAUUAUCAGCUUAGACUGGAUACCCCGGACGAGUGCACUUCGACAUUGGUUUUGAAAUACACUUUGGUGCACGGCGUCCACACAGACGUUCGUUUCGAGUGCAAUCUCCAGAAGUGUGAAUUCUCGCAAAAUCAGCUGCUCAGUCCGUCUGCGCUGCUUUAUCGCAACACCUGGAACAGUUGCGAGACACUUUUGCACGAGUGUGGGCUCUUCGCACGUCUGCUGAUAGUACGCGCUUGA